Messenger RNA from Limulus polyphemus (Atlantic horseshoe crab), 1589 nucleotides. Its product is annotated as LIM domain transcription factor LMO4.2-like. Bases 450 to 1055 code for a protein of 201 amino acids. The record is from RefSeq and is a predicted model, not a curated record. NCBI's taxonomy places the organism in Eukaryota, Metazoa, Arthropoda, Merostomata, Xiphosura, Limulidae. The transcript is spliced from 3 exons.
UGUGCACUUAGGUAAAGUACCGUCAUUUAUAUCUUAGAAGGGGUUACUCAUCAGUCGACAUCUUAGAAAUUGACUAAGACAAAACAGUGCUGCCAUCAACGGAAGUUUGACAAACGUAUCAAAACAUUAGCGUUCUAAUUUCUCUAGUUAUACCCACGAGCACCAUACAGUUCGUGCUUACAAGUUACGUAGCUGGUCGGAGCCGACACAGGGCUGCUUUCUGGGCUGGGGCAGUUCUUUGUCCGAGUAACAAGGUGUGUGUGUCUAUCUCCAGCGGACAUCCAAAUCAUGCAUUUGUUUGGAAUCUGCAAACGGUUCUACUGAAACGGAAAGUUUUCUUAAGCGACUGUUUUAUCAAGACUCUAAGUCAUGGAUGUUUAAUGACUUUGACAGUCAUUUAAACCAAACGUACUGGAAGAAAGAAACUUCUGAUAUUUUACAAUUUGACCAUGAACCCAAAUGGUCAGUCAGCGAUGUCUCCUGGAGACCAAAGCGCAGCCAUGAUGGGAAUGAUGAACCAUAAUCAUCAUAGUGGAAGCCCGAUGAUACACAUGCAGCCUCAACCUCACUCAACACAAAUUCCCACCACUACAAAUACUAGCGGAGGGCGGUGCUGUGCUGGAUGUGGCGGAAAAAUCAUGGACAGAUUCCUGUUACAUGCCAUGGACAGAUACUGGCACACGGGAUGCCUGAAAUGCUCGUGUUGCCAAGCAACUUUGGCUGACAUUGGUAGCUCAUGCUUCACAAAGGCAGGGAUGAUCCUUUGUAAAAACGAUUAUAUACGGAUGUUUGGUAACACCGGUGCCUGUAGUGCUUGCGCUCAGGUAAUUCCCGCCAACGAGUUUGUCAUGAGGACCCACGGGAACGUUUACCAUCUGAAGUGUUUCUCUUGCGUUAAAUGUCGCAAUCAACUGGUUCCAGGUGAUCGUUACAACCUUGUCAACGGAAGCGUCUUCUGUGAGCAGGACUGCCUGAAAAUCCUUAAAGGUUCGGUUUCAACAGGAGGUGUGCGGAAGGGAAAAGUUCGGGCCAACUCAGCCAUCAAAGCUGUGUGAACGCGUGGUCUUGUUUUCUCUAAGACAAGCGGCUACAAUAGUAGCUACAAACAAUACACAAGAGACUUGAGCCGAUACUAAAAUGACUGUCUGUAUAUAAAUAUAUGAUUAUCUGCUAGAGAUAGAAAUGAAAUCGUUAACGUUUCCUCCUUAUCACCAGAAGGCUCUCUUCCGCCUUUUUUUUUUUUGUUGUUGUUUUAAUCCUCCAAGCAAUCUUAAUGAACAAAAAAAGUUGAUUUACUUAACUCUUAUCACAGAUUGUAAAAAAAGAAAAAAAGCUUUUUCGGUAAUCACGUGCGUUUUUGUCUGUGCCAAUAAAACCAUGAUGAUUUUUCAGAGUUUCACGUGGAUCAAAACUAGAAGAUUAUGAUGAGCUAUCUGGUGGUUUUAUCAAAUAUGAAUAGCUUAUGAAUUUAAGGCUAAAGGGAUUAGUGAGUAUCACUGUUGUUUUGUAAGUAUGCCUGAUUUACAAUAAGCACUUUGUAGUUCUUGGGCACAGUUCAAAUCUUUAUUGUUUAAGGACCAUAAGUUAAA